AUGGCGGGACGGGCCGAGACGCGAACCCCUGAGCCGCCCGACCGCGACGAACACGAAGAUUCACCUCCACGAUUGGCGAGGCCGAGACGCACCACACGGCCACCGAAUAACUAUGCUCGAGAGCAAGAGAUCGACAACGACCAGAGAACGACACGCUCUCAGCUGAGGAAGAAAACGCAAGACAAGCGAGCAACUCCACACGAUGCGGCGACUUCGGACGACUCUGCGACGGAGAGCGAGGACCUCAACACCGCCUCCCUCGUCAAAGAGCUGAUCAAACUCAGGCGAGAAAUCAGACGACGUGAUGAAUCGCACAAGGAGGAACUUCAGAAAGUGAAAGAAGAAUUUAGCGCCGCCCUCGCCGAGGUCCGACACGAGCUACAGACCCUGACAGAAAGACCUCAGACGCCGCAAUCCCACACCGACGCAUGCGCUCAGAACAGCCACGAUGAGAUUCUCCGCGAGAUUCAAUCUCUGCGCGAGACCAUCAGUCCUUUCGUUCCCACUGGAUCCCCGUCCUAUGCAGACGUUGCCCGUACUCCUCCACUUAGUCACCCGAGCAACAUUCGCACCCUCUCCUCGAAUACGACCCCAACCACGUUGACCGACACGUUAUAUUGCACGGUAGACACGUCAAAGAUGGCAGAAAAAGCAAACGAGAAGACAUCCGCAGGCUCAAUUCGGGCGGCGGUCGAGACAGAGAUUCGAACCAUGGACGGCCACACGCACUGGCGCUGUCGCGCUGUCACCGUGGACCCGAAGAACACCAACCGAAUCAGAAUAGCGUGCCGUGAUGCAGACGAGCACCAGAUGGUCAAGAAAGUGGCAGAAGCCAAGAUCGGCGCGGGAGCCCGGGUGCUCCGGGACGAGCUCUACCCGAUCAAAGUCGACAACGUAAACAGGACCGCCGUGCUGAAUGAGAAGGACGAGAUUCGAGCCGGAGCCGCAGCAGCCUUCAGCGAAGAGAAUGAAGCCACCGUGGCCAAGAUUGCAUGGCUUAGCAAAAAGGAUAAUGCGAAGGCAUAUGGAUCCAUGGUUGUGUAUCUGACGAAGGGCGCCGACGCACGGAGGCUCCUGGCUGACGGAUUCUUUCACGUUGGAGGGGAAUCUGGUGUGACCAGUCCCUUCGAAUACCGACCUCGACCGAUGCAAUGCUACAACUGCCAAGACGUGGGCCACAAGGCAUUCCAGUGCAAGGGCGUCCAGAGAUGUGCAAAUGCGUUCCAUGUGGAGGCCCGCAUGAAUCGUUCAGCAGGAAUUGCCGGAAGCUCUAUCCAUCCCCGCAUGAAUAAAAGCGUCCGAAUCAUUCAACUGAAUGUGAGGAAACAGGGAGCAGUGCAUGACAGUUUGAUGAACGAUGAAACGAUACAGGACGCAGUGGCACUAGCGAUUCAAGAGCCCCAAGCGAGGAGAAUCCAAGGCCGACUCUUGACAACCCCGAUGGGACAUCAUAAAUGGACGAAACUGGUUCCCUCUACCUGGAGGGAAGGCCGAUGGGCAAUCCGAAGUAUGCUCUGGAUCAAUAGAGAGGUGGAAGCUGAGCAAGUGUCGAUUGAGUCGCCGGAUCUGACCGCGGCGGUCAUCCGCCUCCCGGAGCGCCUGGUAUUUAUGGCAUCAGUCUACGUGGAGGGAGGAGAUGCCGCGGCAUUGAUCGAGACAUGCGAUCACCUACGAAAAGCGAUCGCAGGGGUACGGCGGGACACAGGCACAGCGUUGGAGAUCAUCAUUGUGGGAGAUUUUAACCGUCAUGAUCAACUCUGGGGAGGAGACGACGUGUCUUUGGCAAGACAAGGUGAAGCGGACCCAAUCAUCGACUUCAUGAAUGAAUUUGCACUUAGCAGUCUACUGAAACGAGGUACAAAAACAUGGCAUGGCGCAGGACAGAGUGGGGACUGCGAGUCCACGAUCGACCUCGUCCUGGCCUCGGAAAACCUAACAAACUCCAUGGUUAAGUGUGCCAUACUUGGGACAGAGCAUGGGUCGGAUCACUGCACCAUUGAGACCGUAUUCGAUGCCUCAUGGUCGCCCCCAAAGCAUCCGGAACGACUCCUGCUGAAAAACGCUCCAUGGAAAGAGAUCAAUGUUAGGAUUGCGAACACCCUGGCCGCCACUCCGUUGGAGGGCACCGUGCAGCAGAAAACCGAUCGACUCAUGUCCGCGGUCUGGGACGCGGUGCAUGCCUUGACCCCAAAGGCCAGACCGUCACCACACGCAAAGCGAUGGUGGACAGAUGACUUGACACAGCUCCGUCAAAUAUACACAUACUGGAGAAAUCACGCCCGCUCGGAGCGACGGGCGGGACGAAGGGUACCCCAUCUAGAAGAGAUGGCCCAAGGCGCAGCGAAGCAAUACCACGAUGCCAUCCGGCAACAAAAGAAAAAGCACUGGAAUGAAUUCCUCGCGGACAACGAUAACAUCUGGAAAGCCGCUAAAUACCUAAACUCGGGAGAUGACGCAGCGUUUGGGAAGGUCCCGCAGCUCCUGAGAGCAGACGGAACGACCACCACGGAUCACAAGGGGCAAGCAAAAGAAUUGCUGACCGCAUUCUUCCCGCCUCUGCCGGAGAUUAUUGACGAUGAAGGGACGAGGCCAGAAAGAGCACCGGUAGAAAUGCCAGCUAUCACAAUGGAGGUGGAGCGGCAACUGUUGGCGGCGAAGUCUUGGAAAGCGCCUGGCGAAGACGGCCGGGUUCUUGAUCUAUUCCAAGCAUCGCUGGAAGGAGGCACGUUGCCACGGCAGUGGAGACACGCGAAAAUCGUACCGCUCAAAAAGCCGAAUAAAGAAAAUUAUAGCAUUGCCAAAGCAUGGAGACCAAUUUCACUCCUCGCGACGCUGGGCAAGAUACUAGAAUCAGUGAUUGCGGAAAGGAUCUCGCACGCGGUGGAGACUCACGGUCUGCUUCCAACCAGCCACUUCGGAGCCCGAAAGCAGCGGUCGGCGGAGCAAGCACUCGUGUUUUUGCAAGAGCAAAUCUACACAGCGUGGCGCGGCCGACGGGUACUGAGCUUGAUCAGCUUUGAUGUCAAAGGAGCCUACAACGGAGUGUGCAAAGAACGACUGCUCCAGAGGAUGAAAGCGCGAGGUAUACCGGAGGGUCUGCUUCGGUGGGUGGAAGCGUUCUGCUCGGAACGAACAGCGACCAUUCAAAUCAACGGGCAAUUGUCUGAGGUCCAGAGCCUGCCACAGGCUGGGCUGCCGCAGGGCUCGCCGCUGUCGCCGAUCCUGUUCCUCUUCUUUAACGCAGACCUCGUACAACGACAGAUCGACAGCCGGGGAGGAGCAAUCGCGUUCGUGGAUGAUUUCACCGCAUGGGUGACCGGACCAACUGCGCAGAGUAAUCGGGAGGGCAUUGAAGCAAUUAUUGCUGAAGCGCUCGAUUGGGAGAAAAGGAGCGGAGCCACUUUUGAGGCAGACAAAACAGCCAUCAUACACUUCGCUCCUAAGGUUCACAAAACGGACCAGGAGCCUUUCACUAUCAAGGGACAGACCGUGGUGCCUAGAGACCAUGUCAAGAUCUUGGGCGUUCUCAUGGACACGAGGCUCAAGUACAAGGAACAUAUCGCGAGGGCAGCGUCCAAAGGCUUGGAGGCAGCGAUGGAGCUUCGGCGACUUCGCGGUCUAACCCCAGCAACUGCACGCCAGCUAUUCACAUCGACGGUGGCCCCGGUGGUAGACUACGCUUCUACCGUCUGGAUGCAUACGUGCAAAGACAAGGUCAUCGGACCGAUCAACCGAGUCCAAAGGGUGGGAGCGCAAGCAAUUGUGGGGACAUUUCUCACAGUUGCGACCAGCGUAGCGGAGGCAGAGGCUCACAUUGCUACGGCACAACGCCGUUUCUGGAGGCGGGCCGUGAAAAUGUGGACGGACAUUCACACCCUUCCAGAAACCCACCCGCUCCGCAGGAGUACAGCCUGCAUGAAGAAGUUCAGGAGAUACCACCGUUCGCCGCUGUACCAGGUAGCGGACGCGCUGAAAAACAUUGAGAUGGAAACUCUGAAAAUCAUCAAUCCGUUCGUGUUAGCACCAUGGGAGACUCGCAUACAGAGCGAUGUUGAAGCAAUGCCGGACUCGCACACCGUACCGGGCGGAUCAUUGCAAGUUACAGUCAGCAGUUCAGCACGAAAUAGCCUCGUGGGAUUUGGCGUGGCGAUCGAGAAACAGCCACCUCGAUAUCGGAAGCUGAAACUAAAGACCUUUUCCACGACACUAGGCCCAAGAUUAGAGCAAAGCCCAUUCUCCGCGGAGCUAGCAGCACUGGCACACACAUUGAACAUGCUAGUGGGACUGAAAGACUACAGGAUCACGCUGCUCACGAGCAACAAAGCAGCGGCCCUCACGAUGAGGAAUCCUCGGCAGCAGUCGGGCCAGGAGUUCGUCUGCCAAUCGUAUAAGUUGAAGAGGCUGCGGAGAAACGGAAAUCACAUCAAUAUCUUCUGGGUCCCUACUAGCGCGGACAAUAAACUGCUAGGUCUGGCCAAAGAGCAGGCCAGGAGUGCGACCCAGAAAGAUGCCGUCCCCCAAGAAUCGGUCCCUAGGAUGAAGUCGACAACACUGAAGAUCGCUCGGUCUCAAGCAGCUCCCAACAAUGACUUACCGGAGAACGUAGGAAGACACGUGAAACGAGUCGAUGCAGCACUGCCAGGCAAACACACUCAACAGCUGUAUGAUCGAUUAUCGUGGAAGGAAGCGAGCGCGCUGGCCCAACUCCGGACUGGCAUGGCCAGACUCAAUAGCUAUCUCUACCGCAUCAGCGUUGCAGACACGGACCAGUGUGCAUGUGGACAAGCAAGAGAGACGGUGGAACACUUCCUCUUUCGAUGUCGGAAGUGGACCACACAACGAACAGCACUCCUGCAAUGUAGCCAAAAUCACCGGGGCAAUCUCUCCUUCUGUCUGGGAGGGAAAUCGCCCUCUGAUAGUCCGCAAUGGACGCCAAACUUGGAAGCCGUGCGAGCCUCAAUACGAUUCGCGAUCUCCACGGGCCGACUCGACGCCACUUAA
This is a messenger RNA of Penicillium alfredii, 5001 nucleotides long. RefSeq lists its product as uncharacterized. Gene Ontology annotation, molecular function: nucleic acid binding; zinc ion binding; catalytic activity. Bases 1 to 5001 code for a protein of 1666 amino acids. Lineage: Eukaryota; Fungi; Ascomycota; Eurotiomycetes; Eurotiales; Aspergillaceae. The transcript has 3 exons. The record is from RefSeq and is a predicted model, not a curated record.